UAUGAAGAAGCUUCACGCGACACGAUUUCUCUGUGUGAUUUGUCAACUAUUGCUGAAGAGGAAAAAAAAGUUCUGCACGUUGGAGUCCAGCUCUUAAUUGGACUAUUACUAACCUAGUUUCACUUCCCCAAACCAACAAAAAACAAUCCGUUAAAAGUAAAAACGACGAAGAAGAGACAAAAACUAACAGCAAAGAAAUCGAAAAAUUAUUUCACAAAUAAGCCCAGCUCGAUUUGACCGGAUAUCGACGGAAGUCGCUCAAUAUCUCAAUAUCUCAAAACCAAAAAUAAAUAUCAAAAUCCUUUUAAAUACGACUAGUUAAAAGACAAAGACGAAGAGCGGUCAUCGUUAGGACUCAACUGCUAUCAAAACUCCAAUCAAUAAACUUUUGAGAACAUUUGAAAGUAGUAGCAGCAGCAGCAGGAGCAGCAGCAGAACACGCGGAGGACGACUCAUGUUAGAAAAAUGAAAAAGUUCACAUUUAAAGGAGUUCUGGAUGGAUUUCGACAAACCGUUCAGCCGCAGGCCAUUCGCCAGGAGCAGGAAAUUCUCGAGCAACUGAAGGCCGAUCAUUUCACCCUAAAGAAAACCUUUCGCCAUGGCUUUCCAUACUCACCCACAUCCUUUGCCUUCGAUCCAGUACAAAAACUAUUAGCGAUUGGUGAUAAAUCUGGCUAUAUACGCAUAUUGGGCCGACCUGGCGUCGAUGCGCAUGCCAAACACGAGGGUGAAUCCGAGUGCGCUGUCCUCUUUGCCCAAUUCUUGGUGAAUGAGGGCGCAUUGGUCACUGUCACCGCCGAUGAUACGAUUCACUUGUGGAACAUACGCCAAAAGACGCCACGCAUUGUGCAGAGCCUCAAAUUUCAGCGCGAGCGAGUCACUUGCAUACAUUUGCCGGUUGGCAGCAAAUGGCUGUACGUCGGCACCGAGAAGGGUAACAUACACGUCGUUCACAUAGAUACAUUUGCACUUAGUGGAUAUAUUAUUAACUGGAAUAAAGCAAUUGAAGUGGUUAGAACUAGUCAUCCAGGUGCUGUGAUUGCGUUAUGUGAUAAUCCAUUGGAUGCAAACAAGUUGCUUAUUGCAUUUGAGUGUGGGCUGCUUGUGUUGUGGGAUCUGAAAGUGAAAUGCGCUGAAAUACGAUGGCAGGCAGCCGAGGCUGUUAAAUCUUUGGCCUGGCAUUACGAGGGCAAAUAUUUUGUAUCAUCGCACACAGAUGGCUCGAUUUGCUCUUGGCCAACCAAGCCACAGCCCAAGCCGCAGUCGCAAGUUUGUCCGCAUGCGAAAAUCAACAAGGAUGGCAAUACGGAUAAAUGUAAACCGAUUUAUAAAGUUGACUUGAAGUCAAGCGCAACUGGCGAAACCUUCACAAUAUUCUCAGGUGGCAUGCCAUCGGAGAAGGGCUCAAAGUCGAAUUGCAUCACCGUUAUGGUUGGCAAGACUACAACCGUUUUGGAAAUGGAGCAUGCCGUUUGCGAUUUCAUUACACUCUGCGAGAAUCCCUGGCCCUGCGAAACCCAGGAACCGUACGCGAUAGCUGUGCUGCUUCAAUAUGACUUAGUAUUAAUAGACUUAUUAACGCCCGGUUUUCCAUGUUUUGAAUCGCCUUAUCCAAUGGACUUACACGAAUCACCUGUUACAUGUUGCACAUAUUUAACCGAUUGCCCAUCGGACUUGGUUCCUGCUUUCUAUUCCGUUGGUCGCACAACGACAAGUAAAAAGACAGGCUUCUCGGAGCGUGAAUGGCCCAUAUCGGGGGGCGAAUGGUCACCAGCCUCGUGCUCAUACUCGGAGAUUGUCAUCACUGGCCAUCAGGAUGGCAGCCUCAAGUUCUGGGACUCUGGCGCUGGCACACUUCAGAUUUUGUACAAAUUAAAGACGGCGAAGAUGUUUGAGAAGCCGCGUCAUGUUAGCCACUCGGACAGCGAUAAUCCGCUGGCAGUGCAUUUGAUAUUUUUAUGCUCGGAGUCGCGUCGCUUGUGCGUCGCCGGCGCGAUGGGUCAGGUAAUGUUGUUCAAAUUUCGCAAGGUCGAGUCCACAUCGGAUGUUCUGGUGCUGGAGAUACCAAUACUCUAUGAGAACUUUGAUGACAUCUAUGGCACCAGUCCCGAAUGCGAUUUCCUUACCGGACACCAGGUGCAGAAGACCGAAUCAAGUGAUUCGGAUAAGACGGAGUGCACGCUUAAGGUACGUUUUGGUGCUCAGCGCAAGCCGCCGGGCUUUCAAUCCCAAUUGGUUUGUCUCACAACGGGCCCGAAUCGUCGAACCGUGCAGGUUACCUCGUUGUGCAUCAACUCUAGUUAUGGCCUAAUGGCUUAUGGUACCGAAUACGGACUUGUCAUAAUUGAUAUAAUCCAAAAAAUUUGCCUAUUGAGUGUUGCAUGUCCCGAUCUGUAUGGCGCACACGAUCCUUACUCGCGAACACCAAAAAGUCCAAAACGCAUUGAGAGCAAAGAGGAGCAAAGCCGUUCGCCCAGUUCAGAUCAGCUGAACGAUACGACUAGCCCGGACAGUCCAUCGAUUGAGUUCAUACCCGAGGCAAAUGAGGCGGCUGCAACAUCAAUGUCCGCCUAUGUCUCAACAUCAGCGGCACCCAAUUCGACAGCAUCGGCAUCAGCUGAAACAUCGCAGGGCGCCUCGCGACCUACAUCGCCAGUGGGCGUCGCCGGUGAGCAUGGGCCAAUUAUCAAUAGCACCAGAGAUUCACUGUUAUUGGUGCUGGGCGCCGCAACAGCAUCGGCAGCAGCAGCGGCCGCCAUUGCUGCAGCAAAGAGUCCGCAGCGAGACGAGAGCGUUGGGGGUGCGCCAAAAGAGUUGCAGGAUCGCCGCAAAUCGAUGUCAUGGAAAACGUUCAAUUUGAAGCGUCAAUUAUCUAAAGUCAAUAUGAAAAUAGGCGGUAGCCUCAAUGUCAAUACGGAGCUCGAUUCCAUACGGAACAGCUCCGCCAUUUUCUAUGCGCCCAAGGAGACCUCACCGGAAUCGGGCCCUGGCGAUGAACAACAGCAACAGCAGCCAACGCUGCCAACGGCCGCCGAGGCGCUCGAGUGCUGUGAGGACGAUGUUGGCCUGGCUGCGGCCACAGCGAUUCUCAAUUGUGAUACUGGCACGGGAGAGAUGCAGACGCCGGCGACAACAACUCAAAAGCGUGUUGACUUCGAACAGCCGCCGGAGAGCGGCGAAAGGCCAAACAAUUUGCCGUUAAGCGAAUCACAGCUGCAACAGCAGCAGCAGCAACAACAGCAACAGUUGCCGCCAUUAAAGCCGUCGCGGCAAAAGUUCAAAGAGAAGGCACGCGAUCAGCGGCUGCUCUCCGUGCCGAAUAUUAAGUAUCAGCCGCGCGAGCAGCGAGCCGGCGGCGCCAUUGGCAUCAGUAUGGGUGCAAAUGUUGGCCGGGCCAAUAACAAGAAUGAUGUGUCGCCCCAGAUGAGCGGCAGUCUAACCAAAAAGAUACAUAAAUUGGAUGGUACCUUCUCGAGAUCCAGAUCGUCAUCAAUGUCCAGCAUUGAUAUGUCUUCCUCUGAAUCUGUUACCUGCCUAGCUUUUAUCGAGAGUUAUGCAAAACGCAAUGAUAUUUUGACGCUCGUUCCUACUUUGUGGAUUGGAACUAGUUUCGGUUCAAUAUUGACACUGUUCAUCACAAUGCCGGAGCGCGAUGUGCGCAAAUCUCAGCCCGUCUUGGUCACAAUAAAUGGCGGUCCUGUGGUACGGCUCAAAGGCUCCAUUACUUCCAUGUCUUUUUUAGACUCCUACGGCUCGCUCAUACCCUAUACAUUUGAGCCUUGGCGCGACGAGAACAGGGAUAAGAAAGAUCGCACACCCACUAAGAGUAGCAGCCGCACCAGUCCCACAUUUACACCAACAACUGCCAAUACAAUAUCAAACACUUCGGUUGCCGGCGGUGCUGGUAGCGCGGGUGCCGCCGGUAGUGGCGGCAAUGCUGCACCUGGCAGUGGUGCUGCUGGUGGUGCCAGUGGCGCCGGUGGUGGUGUUGGUGGUGGUGGUGGUGGUAGUGCAGUGGCCAGUGGCAGUGGCGGCAGCGCUGGCGGUGGUGCGACCGGUAGUGGCGCUAUCGGCGGCGGUGGUGGCGGCGGCAUCAGCAGCAGCAGCGCCAGCAGCAGCGGCAUCAGCGGCAGCGUCAGCACUGGCCUGGAAACACUCACCGAUCGACAAUAUAUCGUAAUCGCUAGCGAAAAGCAAACAAAAGUCUUCGAUGUGGCAAAUCAAUGCUGCAUUAAUCGCAUACAAUUAUCGGAAAUGGAUUUUGCAGUCAAGGCAGAAACUAUCACGAUGAAAGAUGGCUCUUGCUUAGCAACCUAUCUUUCGAAUGGCCAUCUAAUGGUACAUAGUCUUCCUAGUCUAAAACUGUUAUUGGAUACUGAUUUCUUACCGCUUAUGGAGUUAAGUUUUCAAACCAAAUGUAAACAGGGAAUUGUGGAUCCAAUGCUUUCGAUAUGGGGUCAACAGAUCAUUGUUCAUGAAGAUACAACUCAAAUAUCAAAAAUAUUUUGCUUUAGUCAUAAAGGUCAUGGAUUGUACAUGGCAUCGCCCACCGAAAUUCAAAAAUUCACGAUAUCAUCGGAAUUUUGUCAAUUUAUUUUGGAGAUGAUGGGUGAGUUAUAUACGGUACACGAAAUGCCCGAACAGCCGAAGGAGGGUUUCUUUAAGGGUCUAUUUGGCGGUGGCGCCAAACUUCUGGAUCGCGAAGAGUUGUUUGGUGAACAAAGCGGGAAAGCAAAUCGUUCUACGGCACGGCAUAUACCUGGUCCCAAUAUGGAUCAGCUUGGUCAACGUGCUUCCACAGCCGCAUCGGAAAUUAGCCGUGCGCAUCAGUUGGCCAUGGAGCGUGGCGAGAAGCUCAAUUUGUUGGAGGAGCGCGCCGAGCGUAUGGCCAAUACAGCUCAAGAUUUCAGCGGUACAGCGCAUCAAUUAAUGCUUAAAUAUAAAGACAAAAAGUGGUAUCAGUUGUAAAAUAUCUAUUUUAGGAGCCAAUUCUACCACAGUUAUUGUAAUAUUGCUUUUAUAACACUUUCUACUACAUUACGAGUAAAGUACACUUAUUUAAUUUCUGUU
This is a messenger RNA of Drosophila grimshawi, 5070 nucleotides long. RefSeq names its product syntaxin-binding protein 5 (gene Tomosyn). Gene Ontology annotation, molecular function: myosin II binding; syntaxin binding; GTPase activator activity. The record is from RefSeq and is a predicted model, not a curated record. Gene Ontology annotation, cellular component: cytoplasm; plasma membrane; SNARE complex. Gene Ontology annotation, biological process: regulation of protein secretion; regulation of exocytosis. NCBI's taxonomy places the organism in Eukaryota, Metazoa, Arthropoda, Insecta, Diptera, Drosophilidae.